Messenger RNA from Plasmodium fragile, 8436 nucleotides. RefSeq lists its product as uncharacterized. NCBI's taxonomy places the organism in Eukaryota, Apicomplexa, Aconoidasida, Haemosporida, Plasmodiidae. Gene Ontology annotation, biological process: DNA replication-dependent chromatin assembly; nucleosome assembly. The record is from RefSeq and is a predicted model, not a curated record. Gene Ontology annotation, cellular component: CAF-1 complex; nucleus. The transcript has 2 exons. Gene Ontology annotation, molecular function: protein binding. Bases 1 to 8436 code for a protein of 2811 amino acids.
AUGUACACGGAGAAGCUGAAUCUGAACUCUGAAAAUGAAAAGAUCACGAGUCUGGACUUCCAGCCGUGUUCGAGUGUGAACCGGCUAGCUAUUUCAAGUUUGCAUCAAAUAAAAAUAUAUCGCAUCCCUGUGUACGAUGCAAGUUGCAGGAGGAAGAUACAAAUUGAGUUACUAUUCAUUAGCAAUGACCAUAAUCUGGUCUAUAUCAACACGAUAAGGUGGAGUUUCAAUGGACAAUAUUUGGCUAGUUGUGACAGUGGGGGGACGUUGGUGUGCUACCAACUUGAUUCAAACAAGCAUGUAAAAAUACAAGGAGAAGAAAUGAAAAGUGUAACAAAGGAAGGGACAACAAAGUAUACAUCAGGAGGAAAUAUCUCCACUCCGAACAACAGCAAUAAUAAAGAAGAAUGGAAAAUUACAAGUUACAUAAAAAUACUAGAGAGUGGAGAAAUUUUUGACUUGGCCUGGUCCAGGGAUAAUGAACAUGUGGUGUGUGGAGUGUCUAAAGGAAUGGUUUACAUAUUUAACCUGAAGAAGUCUUACAUUUCUCACAAACUUUUUAUUAAAGGGACGAGAGAAAAUAUUAAAGGAGUAUCCUUUCACCCAACUAACAACUCCAUUAUUGCACAGAGCAGUGACAAUAUCGUAUGUGUGUGGAGAAAAAUUAAUAUUUACCCUGAACAAAAUAAUACGUUAAUGAGGGAUGCUGGACAAGGCAAAAGGAAUUUUACAAAAGAAGAAAAAGAUAUUUGCUCCUCUCAACAGCGCGACUUUGUAGGUAGUAGUAGUAGUACAACACCACAGGGAGGAGGAAAGUUUUCUCCACCUCAAGGAAUGACUAGAGAAUAUUUUGAAUGUUUAUAUGAAGAAAAAAUGAACAAGAAAAAUAAAAAUUUCGAUACCCCAACAAUACGACAUAUUUAUUUCGACAGUUUUGGAAAAUUUGCCAGCAUCACUCACAUCCCUAAUAAUGGAAGGAACUGUGGUGUCCUUCUUAAAAUUAAUAACAGUGAGGAGAUUAACAGGAAGAGGUUGUUCCUCGAUGGACAUGGGAGCUGUAUUAGGGUUGCUAAGAUUGGUCAGAAGGUUUUCAUUAAUCACAGGAAGAACAAAUUGUACAGCUUGUAUUGCCAGUGCAGUGAUAAUGGGGUCAUUUCUUUGUGGAAGAUUUUCCUCAAGAGGGUUAAGCGCUCGGGCAAGGCGCAUCAUCAGAAAGGCGACAUGCACGCGCAACAUGCACAGCAACAUGCGCUACACUGCGCCGCUUCUCCAUCGCCGCAUUUUUCGAAACUACCCAAAGUCAGUCAAAAAAAAAAAAAAAAAGUUAACAAAUACGCAAAGUGCUUCCUAAUAAUACAGAGCCUGCUAGAGGAACAGACCUGUGCAGUGGACGCAACUUGGUCUAGCUCAUCAGACCAACUGGUCAUUGGCGCCUCCAAUGGCUCUGUCUACAUCGUACAGAUAAACGUGCAGGCCCUCAGGUUGAAACCCUUUUACAAUCAAGUCGUACUGGAGAUUAACGAAAUUACUGUCAAGUGUAACAGAGAGCGUGAAGCGGACCCCGCAGAACAGAGCAACACCAAAGUCAAGUCCGUUAAAGACAAAGUGGAGAAGAAACCAAGGAACAGAAUAACACCAAAGAUAAAGUACCUGUACGAUGAGCAUGGAAAUAUUAUACAAAACUCAACGUCGCAUGAGGUCAUUCACAUACUGCAGUGUGCCGUCUUUUGUACUACACAGCAUGUACAUAUCGACCCCUACUUUGGGUGUAAUUUGAAGGGGAAGACCUUUUGUGGGGAUCCCCUUUUGUGGGAGAGGAAGUGUGACAACAGCCGUGCACACUACCCCUUCAACUUUGCUUCCUUUGUGAGGUUCUUCCUCUGCGCAGUUCUCAAAUGUGUUGAGUUUGUACUGAGCGCAUUGCUGUCCCUGUGGGAGACGCGCGCGGCGGCCGCGGAACCACCCCAGCAAGUUAGUGGUGAGAGCGGUGCCAGUGCUGGGAUGAGUAACGCGAUGAGCGCUUCUGUGGGUAGUGGCCGUGGAGACAGCGGAACGGUGGGCAGUGGGGACGGCGGCGAUGAUGGCGAUGAUGGCAAUGACCGGGAUGGCGACAGGGGAAAUUACCCCAGGCAUGAUGAUGAGGAGGAGGAGGAGGAGAACGACGACGAGGAAGACGACGACAAGGAGGAGGACACCCACGGGGGUGAUGAGUCGCACGUGGAGAGUAACUCCCGCAUGGAUAAUGAUUCACGCAUGGAUGAUAAUUCGCUCGUGGAGAGCAACCCCCCCCGCGGUAGCAACAGCCGCAGCGUCCACAGCAGGAGCAGCAACAGUAGAAGCCGUCCCCCCACGGGAACAGCAGAAGGACCUAAAGAGGACAAGAAAAACACCAGGCAGAGCAAAGGAAAGGGACAAAUAAAAAACAAAACAAAAACUAAAGUAAAAAGUAUUAAAGAAAAAAAGACAAAGAGCAAAACACCCAGAGAAAAGAAAGGAAGCAAGCUCACCAAAGGUCACAUCGGCCACUACCUUACUAGGAGUGAAAACCUGGGUAUUGUAAAUGUGGAGUAUCUUAAUGAGGGCAAUGAGGAUAGGAACAGCUGCACGCUUAGCAAUGCACUUAGCAACACACAUAGCAACGCACUUAGCAACAUGCAUAGCAACACGCAUAGCAACAUGCAUAGCAACAUGCAUAGCAACAUGCAUAGCAACGCGCUUAGCAAUGCAUGUAGCAACGGCUGCAGCAGCAGAGAUCGUAGGACUGCCCCUGCAUACUUCACAAAUGAAGAACAGAGCAGGGCUUCCCUUAGGAACCCCCUCAACCCCGAGGAGUCAAUGGAAGAGACCAGCAAAAAUAUUGAUUUGAAAAUAUUGGACAUUAUAAGGAACAACUACAAUAAAGAAAGUUAUGAAGCUACCACCAUACCUCUUCUUCGUGAUGAUCUGUCUGGCCUCUCCCGGAUGGAGGAGGAGCAGGAGGACUGUGACGAGAAGAACAGUAGCGUCAACAAGGCGGAUGGGAGUUCCCGCCAUGUGGUGCAGAAGAAGGAAGGCGGGGGGAGUGUACGUGUUUCAGAUGUGAAGGGAAGUGAAGAGGGCAAGAAGCAUAAAGUGAAGAAGGAGAGCGGCGUGGCUAGUAAGAGGGACAUGAAGAAGGGUGCCAAGGGGGGGGAGGGCAAGAAAAAAGAAAAGGAGCGUAAGGAGGGCACCAAGGAGGGGAAGAAAAGGCCAAAAAAGGGAGCAGCAUCAUUAGGGGUAACGAAAAGUGGAGCGGAAGCGACUGCAGCAGGGGUGCGAACGGCCAACGGGGAUGUCAACGGGGAUGUGCACGGUGAUGCGAACGGCGAUGUUAACGGGACGGCCGAGGGGACACCGGAUGGAAGAUGUGUGCGCGAAGGACAGGGGACCAAGACACCAACGACAGUCACGUCAGAGCGACAGGCAGAGUCCUCGCAAGAGCAACCCAUAAGGGAGUCUCAAGGACCUCCAGCAAACGGGUUUAUGCAGCCAAUGGAACAGCUGAAUGGGGACCCACCGGGAGGAAUGGCGGAAGAGCGGGAAGCUAAGAAGGAGGCAAAGAAAGAGGCCAAGAAGGAAGCUAAGGAGACAAAAAAAAAAACCCAAAAGGGAGAAAAAAACAAAAGCGAAAAUGGAGGUGAAGAGAAGGCGAUCGAGCACACGGGUGGUCCAAUGGAGGACAAGGGGGACAUCCCGGACUGCGAGAAGGGGGAGGAUGUGAAAGGGGACGCACCGGAUGGAGUGUACAGUGAAGCGAAGGAAGCUAAGAAGGAGGCAAAAAAAGAGGCAAAAAAAGAGGCAAAAAGGGAGGCCAAAAAGGAGGCCAAAAGGGAAGCCAAAAGGAAGGCCAAGAAAGAGGCCAAGAAGAAUCCUAGCAAAGACCCAAGCGGAGACCCCAGCGCGAAAAAAAAGAAGAGGACAAAGAAACGCAAAGGCGGCAACGAUUCAGACAUGGAGUGGGAGAAUUUCAACCCCCACGCGGAGCUCUGCUACCCACAGGGAACGCAGCCCGUGCCCAAAGGGGCACCAAGAGCAAGCAAGGAAAUCAUGGACUCAUACAAUAUUAAAAAAAAGGAAACAAAAAAAGGUAAAAAUAAAAAUAGCGACUUUUGUUCUUCUAAUGAUGUCACCGUUGGAGAGUUGUAUAGAUCGAACGAGGUUAAGAGAAUCUACACCAGUGAAAGUCCUGGGGAUUGUCAGCACCAGGAGAAGACAAACGUAACGCACAAAUAUGAAAUGAAGAUGCAAGAGGGACAGUUCACACAAACAUGUGCUCGUGUUAAGAAAGACGGGGUAGUUAGGAACCCGUGGAUGGAGGAUGGCGAGUUGGCACCCCGUGGAAGGAACAAUCAUAUGUACACAGGGCAAGAUGAAUGCAGUGACGAUUACACUGGGGGGGCGUAUAGCGCUGAAUGCGCUGACGAGUACAUGGACGCGCGCAGCGAUGUGGUUCAUGGCGACUACGGAGAUGGCCGCUUCAACGAGGGCCGCUUCAAAGACGGUCGGUACGGAGAUCAUGUUGUAAAGCCCUGUGAUGCUCAUAACAGCACCAACCAGGACAGAAAAGCAAUGCAUAAGCGAAGCUUUGAAAGUACAAGUCCAUACAAUUCAAAUGAACUUAACAAAAGAGAGCGCCCAAACAAAAAAGGCAAAGUGGAAGGAACAAUUUUCUCUUCGAAUAGGAUCUCAGAUCAGAGGCUGUACAGUGCACCAAUGAAGAAAGACAUGGUAGAGGUUGAUCAGGAUGCAGAGGAGGAAGACACAUGGGUGCGCGAUGCGUUGGGUGGUGCAGGUAGGAUGGACAGAAGCAGAGUGAAGAAGAAUCUGGAAGAGGCAGUCCAUGUAAGUGCAAGGGGAGAGGAAGGAGAUGAUGAAGAGGGGGAGGAGUCAGAUGUAGGUGAUUCUGAGGGGGAGGAAGGGAAAGGCGUGGGGGCUAGAAAAAUGAUGCAGCAUGAGCGAGUCAUGCGGGAGGUGCCCCGCAUGCAGUUGCAGUCGCCGUUGAAGCAAGCGCAGCUGUAUGAUCAUGUGGAUGGCACGCACAACUACACCAAGAGGGAAGUCAAACGGAUGGCAGAAGACUCGCUGGAGAGAGGGGAAAGCGAAGAACAAGAGGAGACAAUUCCCUACGGUUUUGUAAAGAAGGAAAACCAUUACGAAGAGCAUAUUAGCAAAAAUGGCCUAAGCGUGAACACAUUGAAGAGGUACACAUUGGACAGAGGAAACAAUAGCAGUAGUAAGAGGGGUCCAGCUGAGGGGUUGAAAAAAAUCGUGAGAAGGGAUGGUGGCUACUCCAAUAAGAACCACGUCCAUGGGGAGAGGAGCUGGAAGAAUGUGUACACCACAUCCGCCGGGAGAGAACAAGAUACAUCAAGUAGUGAUGAAAACAGAGGGAGCACCUACAGUGAUACCAUCAACCCAAGCAACUGCAGUGGCGACGAACGAGUCGACUUUGCACGAAGAAGAGACAGAAAUGAAACAGAAGAUAAUGUAUAUGUGGACAAGUACAAGAAUAAGAUAUUCGUAUUUGAUAGUAGAAGAGAAAAUUGUGUCAUCUGUUGCAUGUUGGGGGAUGCUUUUACCAACCCCAUAGAUCAUGGUGUGCAUAGCCUAAGGGAAAGGAACCCCUUUUACCUACUGUGGCAAGAUGAAGUAGCAGGAAAAUUGAUCAAGCAACUCCUAUAUGCUAAUUACCUGUUCGUAAUAACUUUACAAAAUGGGCGAUAUAUACUUAACGUUUUUCAUAUAGAAAGUAGGUUGGUGCUUUAUAAUUUUGUCCUCCCGUUAACAACAGGCAUUUGUGAUAUGUGUAUUAUAAAGACUUUUCGCGUGGGGAUGGACACCUACACCUUCUUCUACCUGCAAGACUCUACAAAGAGUUAUUACAUUUACCAGCUACUGAAUUAUUGCACCGUGUCGUUGCUCUACCAAUUUGAGACAUCCGACCUGGGGGUCGACGUGCGUAGCGUGAGGAUGAGCCUCAUUGAGCGACUCACCAGGGGUGGUGCUCGAGAGAAGGGGGUGAAGAAGAGAAAGAAACGUCUGAAGAAUUUUUUGAAGCAUAUCCUAUCCCAGCAGGGAACAGGUGAUGAUGUGGUUAGCGCAAAAGGGGGCAAUUGUAAAAGGAGUAGUCUCAGAGGAGAGGAGGAAAGUGCCCUAAACGGGUUCCUCAAAAAAAGGUCAAAGACGAAAACGAAAAGGAAGUCCAAUGGGGGAGUGACUAAAGAAGUGAAUGAAGAAGAAAAAAAACACAAAGACAUUCAAAAGUUAAUAAAAUAUAUGACCUUUUAUGAAUACCCCAGUGAGACCACCCACCAAGGGGUAGAUCCACAACAGGUGAAUCGCAAAUGGAUGAAAUUUGAGGCUAACGUGGAGGGGAUAAAAAAGGAGAAAGCUUCUUCCUUGUGGAGGGACGACACGUCCCCAUUUUGCAUCGAGGGAAAUGCGGACGGGGGGGGACCCCUUGUGCAGAACGACCUCGCGCUGGGAAGUAUGAGCGUCCAUUUUGCGGGCACCAAGUGGGCGGGCCAAAUGGAAAUGUCUUCCUGCCUCUUCCCCUCCAACGAGUCGGACCUCUGGACUGGUUACCCAGCGCACCGCUUAACAAAAAAUGGCCAAGCGGGUGACCAAAAUGGCAUGAAUUGCCUGCACCCCCAAAAGAGGAAAAGACACGUGGACGACGCGUUUGAGAGUAACAUACACGGAAAUGACCUUCUGUACGAUUUGAUUUACAAGAAGAGGAACUUCCCCUACAGCUACAUGUGCAUUUUUGUAUAUUUAAAGAAUGGGAUGAUUUUUCUGGUUCGAAGAAAUUUGAUUGCAAAGGGGGGACAAAAGCCUGGGGCCCACCAGAUGGGUAACCAGGCGACUACCCUCUCGCUAACCGAGCAGUUGUGCCAUGACGACGGGGUGACCCUCGUGUCGCGCAUGGACAACGUGCACUACAAUAAGGCGCUCUACUGUGAUGUGCAAAUGGUGGAAGAUAGCAUCGUCGAUGGUGGCGCGGUGUAUGAUGUGCACGAUAGCGCCGCCGAACAUGUGGACGAUGGUGUGCACGAUAGCAUGGUGCAUGGGGGACGCCUCCUGAGCAGACACGCUCAGAGCACAGGGACAAGUGCACACUUCAACACAUGCGACAACCUCCACGCAAUACAAAAACAAGGACUAAAAAACAUGUACACGUGCAGCAACUUUUUUAGCAUAUAUGAAUUUGAUAUAAAACAGCUCCUCAGGAGGGAUGACAUUUUUGAAGAUGUGAAGAGGCGAAGCAGUGGCAGCAGCAGCAGGAAGAAGAAUAAGAAGAUGAAAAAGUUGAAAAAGACCAAAGGGAAACAUUUGCACGAAGGUACAGAAGACGUUGGAGAGGAGCAGGUAUUACAAGAGUACUGCUCAGAUUCAAGGAAUGGCGCCACUGUUAACACAACGACUGAACUCUCCCCCAAUAUAAACCUAGCCCAUAUGAUGUAUUCCACUUCGAACAGAAAAAAUUGCCUUUUAAAAGACGUAAGUGAAGGGGACAGUAGGGUGAAACAUUUACCAGGCUCAGUUAACAACGGGGAGGGGUUACAGGAUCCCCAUUUGAAGGAACCCAUGUUUGAUGGAUGUACUAAAUUUGGACCCAAUUGGAUGGAGAGCCCCCAGCUGGGAAGCGAGAAGGUAUCAUGUGUGAGUGUUCAACUGAAUGAACCGAAUGGCCGUCCCCACUCGCGCAGCAGUCCCACGACAGGACACGCCCUUCCCUGGAGCGACUCCGAUGAGGACCUACCCGACACCCUAACGAGACCUGUAGAAGCGGGUGACGCAGGGUUGGAGUCGGCCGACGGGCGAAUCAGCAGUGGGGAAGACAGCCAAGAUGGUAGCCAAGACGGCAGCGAAGAGGUCAGUGACAACGUGAAUGGCGUUAUCAACCGCAAGCACCGCGUCGACACCGCCAUGAGGAACAAACCCAAUGUGUACCUCAAGACGGUCAAGUUCCUGGAGACGCAAAUGCGUUACAGCCUCUUAGUAAUGAACAAAAGGACCUUCUUAAAAUACCUACACGCCUAUCUCAAGCUGCUGUUGGAGUAUGCAGAUGUGCAGAGGAUUCAGCAGAGCUUCCAGUACUUCGUGCACACAGCAUUGUACCAUGCGCAAACUUUCCUGUCUGACUUACACAUAUUUUUAGAACGCGUGGAAGAACCCUACUGGGUGGACACCAAUGCCUUACUCUCCAUGCAUGUACAUUUCUUCUUUUUGGUUUUGUUCAUUUAUAAUAACUUUUUAUUGCCUAUAUAUAGAAGGGUGAGGGGAAGGAAGGACGACGACAGUCAGGUGAACCCUCGCUUCCAGCCCUUCUUGGCCUUCCUCAGGGAGUCGCAAAAUUGCAUGUGUCACAUCAGGAGGAUCUUCCUGCGCAACUUGCGUUACAUAGCGUCUUCAUGA